This is a messenger RNA of Tuber aestivum (summer truffle), 2109 nucleotides long. NCBI's taxonomy places the organism in Eukaryota, Fungi, Ascomycota, Pezizomycetes, Pezizales, Tuberaceae. The record is from the annotation of a GenBank genome assembly.
GGACAAGCUUUUUUCUGCCCCGCUAUGAGAACCCCGCCCCUCAUCUUUUGUGCACAAUCCGCGUACUGUACAAAAGCCCAUCUUUCAGCCCUUCGUCCUCUACCCUACCGUACUCAAUCUCUAACCCACCAUCCCGAUUCCUACUCUACCUCCCUACAAGACUCUAUUCUGUUAUACCACAGUCUUAGAAAUAAUGACUACCGUCGAUACUCCCAAGGGUAUGCACAUCAUCUUCAACUUUCCCCUGGAUAACUCGGGUGAGGCGAUUGAAAGUACGGGGCUGACGAUCACAAGUCUGGACAACCCUCCUUACCAAUACCAAGUAUCUUUCAGGUCUACUGGCGCUUGAUUUUUCCCUAAAAUCCGUCGGGUCAAGGUACCCUCUGGUAGUCCUGUACACAGACUCUCUUGAGCCAGAAGGCCACGAAGCGCUCAAGCUGCGGAAUAUUCCCACGAAGCGGAUAGAAUAUUUACUGCCCAGUGUGCACAAAGACUAUGGGAAUGACGUUAGGUUUUACGACUGCUGGAGUAAGUCCCUUCCAAGUUCCCUGCGGAAGAGAGAGAGAGAGAGAGAGAUGAGGAAUUGGGAGGAAGUUGAUGAAGGAGCGGGGUGGGCGGGAAUAUAGGCAAAAUGCAGCCAUUCUCCUUGGUGGAGUAUGAACGUGUGGUUCAAUUGGAUAGCGACAUGAUUGUCCGCAAGAAUAUGGACGAGUUGAUGGACUUGGCGCUGGAUAUUGAGGGAGAUAGGGCAUUUGCUGCGUCGCACGCGUGCGUGUGUAAUCCUUUGCAGAAGGCUCAUUACCCCAAGGAUUGGUACUGCAACUUUCCUCUCCUUCCCUCACUAUUAAAGGGGGGGGGAAAUCCUCCUUCUCUAAGUGCUCAUUAACCAAAAGAUAAACUAGGACCUCCUCGAAUUGCGCUUAUACUUCCCAAAGCUCCACGCCCAAAGAAGCCCUCAAGACUGGUGCAUCUAGCACCUUCGGCCUGGGCAUCUGCAACGGUGGUCUCCAAGUAGUCCAGCCCUCACAAAAACUUUACGACCAGAUCGUCAAGGCCCUCAACUCCCCUGUCGCCACCGGGAACUACGACUUUGCUGACCAGAGCCUCCUCUCCGAUACCUUCCGCGGCCGCUGGGUCCCCCUCAGUUACGUUUACAAUGCGCUCAAGACCAUGCGUUCAUGUCACAAGGAGAUCUGGAACGACGAUGAGGUCAAGAACGUGCAUUACAUACUCAGCCCGAAGCCAUGGGAUAAUCGCGAGAGUGAGGACUUCACGCACAAGUGGUGGUGGGAGUGCAAUGAUGCGAGGGUCGCAAAGGAGAAGGAGGCGGGGAUUAGUGAUGGGUGGUAACAUUUGCCAUCGUAUGAUACCUGCAAUUUUAUGCAUCUAGUCGCAAUAGCAGCAGUAUUCGUAGUCGCAGUAAUUUAGUAGAUCACCACCCGCUUUGGCAAACCUGAUGAACUUUGCUUUUCAGAAAAUUAUUCGUUCACUACCAUCGUAAGAAACAGUGUUAGAAGCGCGAAUGGAAAAAAAGGCAAGUUUUUUUGUUAUUUUAUUCAUUUUACUUUUUAUUUCUUGGGUGUAUAAAGAAUGGAGCAAAGACCGGCUCGCAGAACGAGUCUCAUCAGUAGUUUGUGAAGUGGAAAAAAAAAUUAAAAUUGGAAAAAAAAGAGUGACUUUUUUUGAAAAGCCGUAGCUUCUAUGAAUAAAAAAAUAAAAAUAAAAAUAAAACGUAAAAGGAGUGUAGAAAUGCUCAGGUGGACAGUUCGAGCGUGAUUUCCCAAAAAAGACUCUACAAUGACCACCGCCACCGGCCCAAGAGGCCCUCAAUCAAUCAAUCAAUCAUCCUUGAAACGCAUCGGGGACCUGCUUCCUCCAGAACGCCUCCAACUCAGCGGCCGUCGACGGGGCCACGUUCCCAUGCGGAUGUCUGGGCCCAUUAGUAAGGCUUCCACUGCUGGUCCCGGAAGUGUUACGGCCGGGACCAUUCUUGCGGGAGACGUCCUUGACCCCGUUGGAAUAGGAGCUGGAAAAGCUCCUGGAGCUCCCUGCGCCCCCAUUGCAAUUACACCCCGAGGCGUCCCCAUUGCAAUUACACCCCGGGGCGCC